AUGCAAGAUUUAUUUUUUUCAGAGCCGGUGAUAAAUGAUGGCGAAUAUACGGUUUUCGUCGGCCGCUGGACCGCAUGUUCAAUGGGGGAGGAAGAAUCUGAUAAAACUAUUAAAACGAAUAAUAACCAGCCAGAUACUGAUUCCUUAGUACACACACCGCGUCUGGGACUUCAGAUGAGGCAAGUCCAAUGCCGCAGAAAGGACGGCCAGUUUGUCGAGCCCUUAUUCUGCGGCAUCGCUAUCGCUAAUAUCGGAACGACACGAGUUUGUGUAAUGAAUGAAGAUUGUGUUCUGGCGGACUGGUUGCCUUGGCGACCGCGAUCCGAUGGCUCACUCGUUCGGACAAGACGAUUACGGAGAUUGCCACAGGGUGCUGGUAAAGAAUGUGACGUGGUUGAAGAGGUUCGUCCUGCUCUUUUGGAAGCGAGUGCUCAUUGGACUCCUGGACCCUGGGGCCCUUGCCGCAUUGCUAUUGAUCAACCAGCUGCUCUACCGCCUUCCAAUGACGACGAUGACGAUGCCGAUGACAACGACGCAAUCUACGACGAGGAUGAUGACGAAUCAGACGAGGGCGAGAGAGACAGUGAGGCGAGGUGCGGGGGAGGCGUGCAGAGACGGGAGGCGACGUGCGUGCAAGCCGACGGACGAACCCUGCACCCCGCGCAAUGUGCGCAUGCUCAGCUGCCCACCCUUGUGCAGCCUUGUGAAGUACCUUGCCCGCGUGACUGUCAAGUAGGCAAGUGGUCCGAGUGGGGAGCCUGUCAACCUGCUGAUGGAUGUCCUUUGUUCCCCGUUCAGCAACUUACGACUACAGGUUAUAGUGUCCGCCGUCGUCGCGUGAUAGAAGCAGAAUCAGGAGGCGGAGCGCCGUGUCCUCCUUUGGAAGAAAAACGCUCGUGUACGGCACCGCGUUGCGCGGCGUGGAAGGCAUUACCGUGGGGACCCUGCGUGCUCUCUCAACCCCACACUACGUGUGGGCCAGGGAGACGAACGAGGGAGCUCCGAUGCAUUGGACAUGAUGGAAAGGAAGCUCAGCGCGCUUGGUGCGGUACCGGCGCCCCCGCGCGCAGUGAGCGCUGCCGCAUCGCGUGCCCGGGCGACUGCGUGGUGUCGCCGUGGGGCGCGUGGUCGGAGUGCUCUGCGCCGUGCGCCGCUCCGGGGAACCCCCGCCCCACGCGCACGCGCCGCCGACACAUACUCUCACACGCUGCUCCUAAUGGUUGGCCAUGUCCACCAGAAGACCAGCUCGUUCAGAACGAGACUUGCAACAUGCACGCUUGCGCCACGUACUCGUGGCUGGCCACGCCCUGGGGCCCGUGCGAGAGAGCCCGACAGGUCUUCAUGGCCGGCAUCAACUACACCAUCUUACAUGACGACGAUCCAUUUAACGAGAGCGACAACGACGAACCGUGUGUGGCAGAAGGUGAAAUGAGGAGAGACGUUAUGUGUGUACAAAACAACGCAGACGUCGUUCGUGAAGCAUUAUGCUCUCCCCUCCGCCGGCCAGCUUCGUGUCGCGAGUGUACGGUACGCUGCAAGCGAGGCUGCAGGGUCGAAUCUUGGAUGCCGUGGUCACCUUGCCCCAAUACUUGUAAUCCGGGGAAGCAAGUCCGAGUGCGCACCGUGCACGGCGGGCCGAACUGCGGGCCGGUGCAGGAGUCGCGCGACUGCCCCGUGGCGCACACGUGCGGCGGGCGCGACGCGGCCUGGGCGGCCGGCGAGUGGGGCGCCUGCCGCCUGCCGCCCGCCCAGCGCUGCGGCGCGGGCUACCGGCGCAGGAGUAUAUGGUGCGGGUCGGACUCGCACCGCGUCGAGGCGGGCGCGUGCGCGGGGCAGCCCGUGCCGCCCGCCGUCGCCGCCUGCACCGUGCCCUGCGAGCCCGCCGAGACACUCACUUGUGACGUCGUCUGCGCUAACCCUCUCAAAUAUCUGGAUGCGUCAGAUCCCGAUAUUCCAUCAUGCAUAUGUAAAAAUGUGACACUGGAACUUCUGCCCGCCGAUUCAGACUGCAUUCUACCUCCAGGGAUGGAAUGUGGGGAAGGGAGGUCUUUACGAGCAGCUCGUUGUCUGGUAGCUGAUCGUGAUGUGCCGAUGGACGUGUGCAAGAAAUAUCAUCCUCUUACUGGACCUCAUCGUGUCCGUGAAGCGGCGACAGACGGUUUUACGUAUGACGAAGAGUUUAGUGCUCUCCUGCGAGGAACAUGUAGUGUGCGUUGUGCAAGGGACUGCGCGUUAGGACCCUGGACUGCUUGGGGCCCCUGCGCUGCCGAACCUGGCUCUAAGGCGGCUUUCAGAUUCAGAACUAGGGAGGUGAUCGAGGAGGGCUCGGCGGGCGGGCGCGAGUGCGGCGCCACGCUGCAGCGCUCGUCGUGCGCCGUGAGCGCGCCGCGCUGGCGCCUCGGCGACUGGUCCGCGUGCGCGCCGCGCCGCGCGCUCUGCGGCCGCGCCGUCAUCAACCGCACCGUCACGUGUGUAGACGGAGACGGAAACAAGCUAGAAGACAUGACGUGCGAGACUUCGGGUGCGGGCCCUGCGCCAUCGCGCGAAGCGACUUGCCGCGCGCCCUGCCCCGCCGACUGCGUCGUCAGCUCUUGGUCAGAGUGGAGCCCUUGUGAACAGACGAAGUGGGGCGGUCGGCGCGACCGCACGCGCGUGGUGCUGCGCGCGGCGGACGAGGGCGGCGCCGCGUGCCCGCACCUCGUGGCCGCCGAGCCGUGCGCGCCGCACUCCUACUCCUGGCACGUGGCGCCCUGGGACGACUGCCAGCCGCUAGGUGGUUCACCAUGCGGAGAAGGAGCAAAGUCACGAACAGUACGCUGCCUUCGCAAUGACGGAACCUUCGUGAACGAGUCAUUCUGCCCCGAAAAAACAGCUGCUGAAGCUGACGAGUCCUGGUGCUACGUACCUUGCGGUGUGGACUGUGAAGUGGGAGAGUGGAGCGCGUGGGAUACCUCCGCCUGCUCCUGUGGUGACGCCUCGUCCACACGACACAUGCGACGCGUACGGCCGCACCUGACGAGCGCCGUGUGGCCGGGCCGCGGCUGCCCCGCCACGGAGCAGCGCGCGCCGUGCCCGCGCCAGCCCUGCCUGAAACUCGUCUCGCGCCCACUGUUAGGCUGCCAUGUACAGACAUCGUCGGGCGAGGAAGCCGACACGGCAUGCGGUUGGGGGGUGAAGAUAUCGCACGCGCGCUGCGUGCUGACGAGCACCACGGAUGAGCCUUCUCCGGACGCAUUCCUGGAACCCUGGCGCUGUGCCUCCGCUUUCCCAGGCAGGAUCAUCGCACCACUGUUACACCAUCAGGAGGACGAAGAAUGUGAAGUGGAAUGUGGCUGCAAGGAGUCCGAGUUAGGCCAGCCGGGUCCGUGGGGCACGUGGGGGCCGUGCCGGGGUGGUGCCAGGUCUCGCACCAGGCAACUUCUGAUACCGCCGCAACGAACCUGCAGGACCAGUUCUAGGUACAUAACGAUCGAGUGGGCGAACUGCACGGGCGACGCGGACGAGCUCCCCGCGCUGCUGGCGGGCGAGCGCGACGACACGCCGCGCCGCUCCCGGCUCGGCCACAGAAACGUCUACCACGACGGAUACCUGCAGGGAAGCACUUCUGUCCUGACAGUUGUAUGGACGGCAACCAUUAUUCUCACUUGCUACGGCUCUUAUAUGCUGUAUCGUGGAGUUCUCAGGUGCAUCAGAAGCAGGAAACUGAAGGCCAUUACGAAAGUUUAAGCCAUAGAUGAAAGAAUGGCUAUUGCUUUUCCUGAUUACGCGAUCUCGCUAAUUUCAGGCUCUCUAUGACCAACCUGAAUAGUGCAUGUUUUUACUUGUUGAAUAAACAUUUUAGUGUUGUGUUGUUUUUAUAAUUUAUUAAAACUGUAAUACUGUUA
Molecule: messenger RNA, 3884 nt
Organism: Melitaea cinxia (Glanville fritillary)
Lineage: Eukaryota; Metazoa; Arthropoda; Insecta; Lepidoptera; Nymphalidae
Product: thrombospondin type-1 domain-containing protein 7A-like
Exons: 27
Coding region: 1-3726 (1241 amino acids)
Source: RefSeq, a predicted model, not a curated record